Colletotrichum costaricense is the source of this 540-nucleotide messenger RNA. RefSeq lists its product as uncharacterized. The transcript is spliced from 2 exons. NCBI's taxonomy places the organism in Eukaryota, Fungi, Ascomycota, Sordariomycetes, Glomerellales, Glomerellaceae. Bases 1 to 540 code for a protein of 179 amino acids. The record is from RefSeq and is a predicted model, not a curated record.
AUGAGCCCAACAGCAAUGGUGUUGGUCGAUCGCAUUUACCACAACAGGCCUAUUGCCUUGGUAUGGUCGAACGCCCUCUCUGUGCUACCUCGCAACUCUCCCAAGUCCCAAAGUAUGGAUAGCAGUGGAACACUAUGCAACUCUGCUUCGUCUCCAAGUCCGAGUACGGCAGCCCAAACGAUUAUUCCUGCUUGGAGUACCGACGUUCCGGUCUGGAAUGCUCCUCAACGCCGAAUUUGGCCCAAGAUGGUGCUUCCGUGCCGGAAUCCAAGUGCAGCUUUGCGCCGGCUUCCACGGCGAACGCUGCAAGCUUUGCCUGCGUCAAACCAUCAACAAUGGGUCCAUGAAAUGCAGCCGCUCGCCCGUCCGACUUACCUUGGUGGGCCCAAGAAGCGCGCAAGUUUACCUGAGGCUCCGGCCGGUAUCCAAGGCGGGGAGGAGGAAGGGCAGUCCAAAAAAAACCCACUCACAAAUCCAGUGCGGCUGUGCUAUCGGACGUCCGACCACGCCUGCAUGGCGUGCCUUGCUUCGUCCCUCUAG